Osmia lignaria (orchard mason bee) is the source of this 2295-nucleotide messenger RNA. Lineage: Eukaryota; Metazoa; Arthropoda; Insecta; Hymenoptera; Megachilidae. The record is from RefSeq and is a predicted model, not a curated record.
UUCUGUUUGAAUAUACCUAACUCAAAAUAAGCGCGAAAACACUCAACGCUUACAUCUUGCCAGUUGAGUUAACCACUAACAAAAAUUGAAUCAUAUUUAGCAAAAAAUCAAAAUUAUGGCAAGUUUAUUAGACCUUUGUGAACAAUACUUCGGUGCACGUGAUUUUUAUGAGGUCCUAAAAAUUCCAAGAACUGCCAAUGACAAACAAGUGAAAAAAGCAUAUCAUCAACUAUCUUUACUCGUACACCCGGAUCGUGUUGAGGAAGAUGUUAAGGCAGAGGCAACAGAGAAAUUUAAAGUACUUGGACGGAUUCAUUCAAUUCUCAGUGACAAUGAAAAACGCAAAAUUUAUGAUCAAUCCGGCGAGUACGAUGAAGAAAGUGAAGAGGUUAUGAUGAGAAAUUGGGCGGAUUAUUGGAGGUCUCUUUUCAAGAAAAUCACAGUGGAAGACAUCAAUAAUUAUGAGAAGAAUUACAAAGGAUCAGAAAUAGAGAUCAAAGACUUAAAGCGUGCUUAUAUGGAUAGCAAAGGAGACAUGGAUUACAUCUUAGAAACAGUUCCUUUUACCAGCUGUGAUGAUGAACCCAGGCUACAUGAUAUUAUUCAAGGUCUUAUAGAAAAAGGUGAAGUGCCAGAGUAUAAGGCCUUCACACAGGAGAAUGAUAAGAAAAAGCAACGUAGAAAGCCUGUUCUAUGUACGAGUGUUGGUGGAGUGCAAGGCGAGUGCAGGCAUGUGAUGAACGACGACAUGAUAGAGUACACCUGCGAGGGUGGACGACUUUCCGACUUGAACGAUCUUCCCGAGUCAACUGGAAAGAUUCGAAUCACUAACAUGCCAAUUUCAAGGAUAACUACGAACACUUUCUCCAGAUUCGGUCCAGACUUAUGGGUCCUUAGUUGUUCCCAAUGUCAGAUAAGGGACAUCGAUCCAGGUGCUUUCCAGCGAUUGAACAAUCUCCAGCAGCUAAGUCUAGACAAUAAUUACUUAACCACCGUCAGAGAAUCCUGGUUCAGCGGCCUGGAUUAUUUAACGUACUUGGACUUAAAUUACAAUUACAUAGAAUCCAUAGAGGAUGGGGUGUACAGGAAUCUACCCAGUCUGAUUGAUUUAAGACUAUCUGGUAAUCGAUUGGAAUGUUUAAAUCUGGAAGCUAUGACGAAUUUGAGAGACUUGAAGAGAAUAUUUCUCGGUGAAAACUCCGAAUUCAAGUGUCCCAAUGCCGUCAGCGCGUUCCUUGAAAGGCGUGGAGUGGUAUUUGACAGGGAUCCGGAAUGGAGUAAAAUUCCCAACGACUUGAUCCCAGCGAUACCAUUUGGCUACGAUAUCGAUGAGUAUACCACUCCGGAGCAAACCAUGGCAUUGCCUACCCAUCGCCAGAGACUACAUCCAACAUCAGCGACACCACCACCUCAGCCCAUGGAAUCCACAGCAACAUACGUACCACCAAAGUUCCAUACCACCGAAGAAGUAAUCUAUCGUCCAGUGUACACUCCAGAUUGGAGAACAACUCCAAGACCAACGACUGAAGUCUACGAAGAGAGGGAACACUUCAGUACGCCCAGCCCCUAUUACGAUGACGUAGCGAGGUCCUACGUUCCCCCAAGGACCAUCGCGCCAAUAGACACGUACGAAACAACAAAAUACGAAACUCAGGAUGCAACAACCUUAAGAUCUUGGCCGACAUUCCCGGAAUCCACCAGUGCCAGACCCGAAUACCCGCUUUAUCCACCCCAUGAGAACAAGGACAGUAACUACGAUGAGCAAUAUUAUUCGAGCGAAACGACUAACUCGUUCCCUUUGGCACCUAGCCCACCUGAUCGUCACGAAACACCGCCUUUCGUGGAAUCUGAUGCAGAGCGGACAACCGUCCCAUAUACGGAUUGGUACGACAGGAAUACCGUACCAUCGUAUCCACCUAUAUACAAUAGGCCACCGGAGUACCGCGUCCCACCGACAAGUGAAUCGCCUCCGACUCAUAUCGUCCAACCAUUGCCUCCUAUGUCGCCAGAAAUGGUGCAGCCAGCCUCGCCAGAUAACACGUUUCAAGCACCCUAUUACGAGCACACGAUUACCGUUCAUACUCCACCAUUGGUGGCCAAUCAACCGUCUCUGGAAGAAGUGACUCCAGUUAUGAUACCAAUUGAAACGACCACCGAUAAACCGUUGCCCAAUUGCCCGACCAGCAAUUUAUCUUCCUCGAGCCAGGGCUCCCUAGGGACGAUCCUCGUCUCCUUUCUUCUGAUCACGAUUGGUCGCAUCCUCGUGGAGGGAUUUUAGCUAAAAAAAAAAAACAA